CCAAAUACUUUCGCAAAGAUGACAGCUGGACGGUUCACCAUGCGAAACAACCACCAACAGCAAAGGAAUGACAUCCUAACUAACAGAUCGGAUGAACGACCGCUGGGUGCUGUGAAGAAACCAGCAAACAGUACACCGGUUGGAGCUAAGAAAAUGAGAAUCGACGAUGAACGCCAACAGCUGAUCAAAGAUCGGAACGUGGAAGUAUCGUCUAAAGGAGCCGGGUUGGAGAAUCGACAUGUUGUUAGCGAACGGGAACGUUGGGACAACAUUAUCAGAAAAGCCAACGUCGACGCACAAGAAACGGCGAACCGCAACGUUCGGGGUGAACUCGCGAACUUUUACACGGCCUUGAUCCAAUGCCCUGGGGUCACAGAAGAACUACAGGAAACGAUAAAAGAGUAUUCUAAAAAAUAUUUGAACCUUGAAAGCAUUAUUGCAUAAAAUACAUUACAUACCACACGGAAUUUUCAAUUAACUAAUCUCAUAUUUAUCU
Messenger RNA from Aedes aegypti (yellow fever mosquito), 496 nucleotides. RefSeq lists its product as uncharacterized. The record is from RefSeq and is a predicted model, not a curated record. NCBI's taxonomy places the organism in Eukaryota, Metazoa, Arthropoda, Insecta, Diptera, Culicidae.